GUCAAAGGGGAGGGGCGGGUUUGUUUAUAUGACGUGACCGCUUGAGCACUAAAAGCGCUCCAGUCUGUAGUGCACAAGUCUGUAACACUGUGAGCACCACUAAAGGUGUGUGUAUAAACAAGCCUGUCUACUGCUGUGUAAGGUUACGCACACCAACAACCUCUAAAUAUCUCGACUACAUUCAGCCAUGGUGGACAAACUGGCCUCUGUGGGACGCAUGCUGUUGCGGCGCCGCGCUAUAGACUUUUCCAGCGAGGAGACCCGUUUCGCCCGUUGCCUCUCCACCCUGGAUCUGGUGGCUCUGGGCGUGGGCGCUACACUCGGUGCUGGUGUCUAUGUUUUGGCUGGAGAGGUAGCAAGAGAGAAGGCAGGUCCUGCUAUUGUCCUCUGUUUCCUUGUAGCAGCGCUGUCGUCCAUGCUGGCAGGACUUUGCUAUGCAGAGUUUGGGGCUCGAGUACCAAAGACGGGCUCGGCUUACCUGUACAGCUACGUGACCGUGGGAGAAAUCUGGGCCUUUAUUACUGGCUGGAACCUCAUCCUGUCUUAUGUCAUUGGUACGGCCAGUGUUGCUCGAGCCUGGAGCUCCACCUUUGAUAACCUGAUAGAACAGCGUAUCUCGAGCUUCUUCCGGUCAGUCAUGGCCAUGAAGGUUCCAGGCAAUGUGCUUGCUGAAUAUCCGGACCUGUUUGCCCUCAUUCUCAUUCUGCUGCUGACCGGUUUGCUUGCCUUUGGUGUGAGUGAGUCUGCUCUCAUCAACAAAAUCUUCACUGGAAUCAACCUGGUGGUGUUGAGCUUUGUUAUGAUCUCAGGCUUCAUAAAAGGCAAUACAGCAAACUGGAAUCUCACCCUGGAUGACUUUAUCAAUGAUACCAACAUCACAGUAAAAGAAGAGGUGGGGAGAUCUUUUGGAUCUGGUGGCUUUGCACCAUUUGGCUUCAGAGGCAUCUUGGCUGGUGCGGCCACCUGUUUCUACGCCUUCGUGGGUUUUGACUGCAUCGCAACAACAAGUGAGGAAGCCAAGAACCCGAUGCGCUCCAUUCCUAUAGGGAUCGUUGUGUCAUUGCUCAUCUGCUUCUUUGCAUACUUCGGUGUGUCAGCCGCACUCACACUAAUGAUGCCGUAUUACAAGCUUAAUACCCAGAGUCCUUUGCCUGAGGCCUUCAGCCAUGUAGGCUGGGCACCAGCACGAUACAUAGUGGCCGUGGGUUCACUCUGCGCCCUUUCAACGAGUCUGCUGGGCUCCAUGUUUCCCAUGCCACGUGUAAUCUACGCCAUGGCCGAGGACGGGCUGCUUUUCCGCUCUCUGUCCAGCAUGAACAAGCGCACCAAAACCCCGCUUCUGGCCACGGUUGUGUCUGGCAUUGUAGCAGCACUCAUGGCUUUCCUGUUCGACUUGGCUGCGUUGGUUGACCUUAUGUCUAUUGGCACAUUGCUGGCUUACUCUCUGGUGGCUGUGUGUGUUCUCAUUCUCAGAUACCAGCCAGGAAUGCUUGGCUCCUCUAGUCAGAGUGAAAAACUGGUGGAGCUAGUGGGAGGUGAGAAGGUGGCGGUCUCUGGAGACAGUGGUGAUGAAUACGGUCUUGACUCGGAUGAUCAUCUCCCCAGAGAGAAGUUCUCCUUCAAGCUGCUCUUUGUUCCUUCAAGGGACAGCCCGACCAAAAUAUCUGGAGCAAUCGUCUAUGCUGUAACUGCGAUUAUCUCCACGCUGAUCACCGUGCUGUGUUCGGUGUUGGCCGUGUGGCUGGACGAACUGAUGGCAGGCGAUCUUGUGUUAGUGGCCGUGUGCACCAUUCUCACGUUACUCUGCUUCUUCUGUGUCAUCAUCAUCUGGAGGCAGCCUGAAAGCAAAGAAGCACUCACCUUCAAGGUGCCUCUUCUGCCUUGGCUCCCUCUGUUUAGUGUUUUUGUCAAUAUCUACCUCAUGAUGCAACUGGAUCUGGCCACAUGGUGCCGCUUUGCAGUUUGGAUGGUUGUUGGGUUCAUGAUCUACUUCUUUUAUGGGAUCCGGAACAGCACCGAGGCGCAGAACAGCACCCAGAGAAAAAAGAAUAAGAAGACCCCCAUUUAUUUAGGAGGCGAUGACAGUGAGGUGGAAGCCAUGUCUCCUUGAUAACAACAGAAGCAGCUCGUAUCUAACCAUAAAGUUCUAUAUUUAUGAAGUGAAGACUAUAAAUUCAGUGUUACACAAUUGGAAAUCUUGAUUAUAGAUUGUGUCGAGCAUUUUAUUUAGAAAAACAAAUACCUGAAAAUAAUUAGACUGUGUUCAGUACAUGAAAUCAGUAUAAUGUAGAAAGUUUUACUUGACAUUGAUGGCCUAAGAGGCUGGUAAUAGUACAGUACAGAUAAAUUCUAGCUGAUGGAUGCUAGUGUGCUCAGACAUGCUGUAGAAGUUGGUGUCUGUUAGACAUUAGGCCAAGUGUAUACAGGGUAUUUUUAAACAUGUGGCGAUUGUUAGUUGUUUGUAUUAUCUUAUCGUGAUUACACCGUCUGUUAAAACUGAGCGCAUUUGGGAGAGAGCUACUACAAAGAACCAUUGUGAGGUCCGGCCAUAUUGUGUGUAUCUUGGUAUGAUGUUAGUUACUAGAGUGACCUCUAGUGGCUAAUGUACAAAAUGCAACAUCAAUUAUUUCCUAGUGAUCGGCUUGUUUACGCUUUAACAUAAUUGUGACGUUACGCUCUAACAUGGUGACGUUAUGCUUUAACAUUAAUGUAACCUUACGCUUUAACAUUAAAGUGACAUUAAUCUUUAACAUUAAAGUGACGUUGUGCUUUAACAUUCGUAUGACGUUACAGUGACCUCUAGUGGCUAAUGUACAAAAGGCAACAGCAAGUGAACAGAACAGUAAAUCGCUACAUAUUGACUUUGCUUGUUUACGCUUUGACAUGCGUCUCUAAGACCAGUCAGUGUUUAUGCAGUUUAUUCAGUAUUAAGGACAAAACCUUAAGAUUUGAAUAGAUAUUGGAGAGCAAUUUUUUUGUUGUUUAGUAAGUUUUGUAAAAAAAAAAAAAAAAAAAAAUUGAUCUCAAUUCUAAUGCCCUUUUAUAACCCAAAAAAUGAAGUAUCUAGGAGACUAGACAGACUCUGAAAUGGAGUUUGAUGAAAUCUGGAAGUGAUUGGAAGAAAAAACUGAUCCCAAACUGCACUGGAAAUAAUUGUCAAUGGCACUUUUGAUAACAGCUGUAUUAAAACAGGAAUGUGAAGGUCUUAUGGACUGGAUGUGCUUAAAACAAAAUGAAUACAUUUCUACAUUUAGAAAUGACAUCCAGAAACAGUAUAUUUUCCUAAAGCUGCUUUGUUCAAUGUCCAUUAUACAAAAAUCCUAAAUGAAUUGGUUAUGACUGGAAUUUGUAUCUCACGGUAUGGAUACUUUUGAGUAAAAAAAAAAAAACAGUAAUAUUCUAUAAUAUGAAUAGAAUUAUUAUAUAAUAAAAACAGUAAUAUAUAAUAAAAAUAUUUUUAGUUUCCAUUGAAACUUUUUUCCUUUUUUUUUUGCUGUGGAUGAAUACAUUUUUUUUCUACUAUUUUUUUGUCACAUUAUUUCUAAUGUAGUUGUAGUGCACUGUUGUAUAUAUUAUGCUAUGAUAUUCUAACUAAUUUUACCUUUCUUGCUUUGUCUAUAUUUGAUGAACUAAUUAUUCCUGCUUUCAUGUAAGUUUAGAAAUAUAUUUUUGUACAGUAUUACCAUAUUAGUGUAUGUUCAAUAUAUGAAAUGUAUCUAUUUACAUGAUCUCUCCAUGUAAAUAUUCAUUGUUGUGAGAUAAAUUAGUGUCAUCUUUAAGGCAUUUCACAUUGGACAUUGUUUUUCUCCAAUGCAGAACUGUGCCUGAAGUUAAAACUCCUCCUUGAAGAUCCUUGUGGCUGGUUAGACGCCUAUGUUUACCAAGCCCUUUGCCUUUCAGCUUCACUUUGAGUGUAUAUUUUAUCUUUGUAUUAAUCUGUCACUGGAUUUUGUACACUGUAAAUAAAUGUCAUGUAAAAUGUUUUUGGUUUUGUUUUUUUAAUAAAAUUGUAAUUCUUAAGUGA
Molecule: messenger RNA, 4024 nt
Organism: Tachysurus fulvidraco (yellow catfish)
Lineage: Eukaryota; Metazoa; Chordata; Actinopteri; Siluriformes; Bagridae
Gene: slc7a3a
Product: solute carrier family 7 member 3a
Exons: 12
Coding region: 188-2110 (640 amino acids)
Biological process (GO): transmembrane transport; amino acid transport
Cellular component (GO): plasma membrane
Molecular function (GO): amino acid transmembrane transporter activity
Source: RefSeq, a predicted model, not a curated record